Molecule: messenger RNA, 1487 nt
Organism: Schistocerca gregaria
Lineage: Eukaryota; Metazoa; Arthropoda; Insecta; Orthoptera; Acrididae
Exons: 4
Coding region: 173-1144 (323 amino acids)
Source: RefSeq, a predicted model, not a curated record
CAUACGGGCGGUCGGCGGGAAGGGAGGAAGCGGCGCAGGCACGCGCCGGAGACGUGACCGCCGCAGCGGCAGCUGGGAGAGAGCGAGGCGGUGGGAGGCGUCUGACGCUAUAUAGGCGGCGCGCGGCCCGGCGCCCGGCUAGUCGCUCACUGCUGCUGCUACUGCUGAUAGCAUGGCCGCCUGCAACGUGCAUCUGCUGCUGUUUCUGCUGGUGGGAGCGCCUCUGGCGCCCGCCCAGGCCGCCCCAGAGCCAGGGCCGGAGGCGCCGCUGGACGUCGUCCUCUCGUCGACGCUGCGCGCCGGCGACGCCUCGCUGCCCGAGUACGUCGUCGUGCCGGAAGACGCCGCCUCUCAGCCGCCGCCGUCGCCGCCGGACCUGGCCGUGGAGGACGGGGACGCGGCGGCGCCGCCGCAGCUGCGCAAGCCGUCCGCCGACAAGGCGUGGAGCCUCGCCGAGCGCCGCGAGCAGCUCAUGGCCGACCUCGACGACGGAGAGCCUGUCUACCCUAGAGUGGCGACCCCGCGGCUGGUGGCCCACGCGCGCGUCGCCGGCCCGGGUACGAGCCUGCGCGCCGACUCCGCGGAGCGCUGCCUGCAGCUGUGCCGGCUGCGGCCGCACUCGUGCGACGCCGCCAACUACCACGCGGCCACCCACAAGUGCCGCCUGCUGGCGCGCUGCGCGCCCACCAAGGUCGCCUACGAGCACCACGACUACCACCACUUCGCCGCCAGGCCGCACGUGCGCGGUGACGGCUUCUCCCACGAGCCCAACUCCGGCUCCUGCAUGAAGGUGGUGUCACAGCAGGCCGACUACGCGGGCGCCGACCGGCUGUGCGAGUUGCAGGGCGGCCGCCUGGCGGCGCUGACGUCGCCGGCGCUCAACGAAUAUGCCGCGUCGCUGCUGCGGCAGGCGGGCGCACAGUACGCCUGGAUCGGCUUGCGUGACGUCUACGGCCGCGAGGGAGACCCCACGCACAGUGACGGUACUUCUGUGUCGGAACGCCGCUUCUUCAAGCCAGCGCCGCAACACUGGAGGAACGCCACGGACAAGAACUGCUGGGCGCUGCGCGACGACGGGCACUGGGCCGAGCUGUCGUGCAAAACGCGCCGCCUCUACGGCGUCUGCGAGGUGCCGCUCUUCUGAGGCGCCGCAGUGGCGCCAGCACGCCGCGCCACUGCUGCCGGGCGCGGGCGAUACAUCGCAACUGCUACCGAUCGAUCAAAAUAACCUUGUGAUCGACACAUGACUGAGUCGAGUGUGACUGAAGCUAACCUCCAGUAGGAGCGCACGCGUUACCUGUCCUGCACAGACACGGAUGACCUUGAGAACGUGAGACAACUACCAUCAUUUGCUCAUACCGACAUCGCCCCCUUACCUCCCCCGUCUCCACUUGCCGUUACCAGCAGAGACUUUAAAAAUAGUGUAGCUGCAGAAGUACUGAAUGCAAUAAAUGUCUUAGCAGUGUGAUUUUCUGCUUAUUAAAACA